ACAAGAGUUUGUAAAAUAAGAAGUAAACAGAAAGACUGAACUAUGACUCAAAGAAAUUACAAAUCAAGAAGGGGAAAAAUAACAUGAAUCAAAGAGAAGAAAAUCCAAAAGAACAGAUUUUCUAAAAGAAUAAACUAAAUCCGAAGGAAUGAACAUAGACGGCAAGACUAGUUGAGCAAUAAAAGUACACAAACAUAAAUGACACCCAAACGCCUGAGGACAGUGAUCGCUCAGUAAAUGUAAAUCCUGGAAUAUUUUUUGUCGCGUCAGAAAGCUUUGGUUGUAAAUUUCUCACUCAGCAGCACAUAUGUUGUUAAAGUCCUCCUGUGUGCGCCCGAUAGCUGAAUAGACGUAAAACUGGAAUUAAAACUUAAUUAUUUAGAGCUGUACUGGGAUGAGUUCACCAUCACCAGGAGUCCCCCAAUGAAGGCCCUCAUGCUUUAACACAACAAUGGUUUCUACAGAUAUCGCUCCCUGGGCGACACUACAUUACCAGUUCAUGCUUGCUCCACCCUGAUUGGUCCAUUUCAGUUUUAUGACCGUUUCUCUGGUAACGCUGCCUUCCUGUUUGCCUAUUUGUUUGUUUUUCUGACCCAAAGAGGGCAGAUUUUUACAGUUCUGACCAGACUGAGAAGACUGGUCAGAACUGUCUGACCAAAAAGUCAUAACAACCAUGUUUUUAUGUUUGUUUUUUUAUUGAAUGCUGUAAUUUCUUUUUUAUUAUCCAUCACAGGGCAAUGGUACAGUUAUGGGUUUCAGCAAACUAUUUUGAAGUAGUAAACACUGGCAGCACGUAAUGGCUAACUUUGUGUAACGGUGUGCGGACAGCAACAUGGCCGGGAAGUCACCAGUUAUUGGUUAUCGAAUGUCAACACCUGGCACGAUAAAACAAUAAGGAAAUCACAGCAGAGCAGGUGACUUUUUAUCUGCUAUCAGGAUUGAACUUUACACCACAUUGCUUGAAGAAAAAUAAAAAGGAAAGCUGUGCUCCUCGCAGUCAGAAAGACACAAAAACUCAUUGAAGACUUCGUUAAAGGUUCCCUCUGCAGCACACAGUGAGCCAACAUGGCCGCCAGCGGUCAGCUAACUGAGGACCAGCUUCGGUGUCAAAUUUGCAAGAACAUCUUUACUUUUCCUGUCACGCUGCCUUGUGGCGACAACUUGUGCAAAACGUGCAUCCUAAGAGAAUGGGGUCAAAGUGUCCACUGUCAGUGUCCGAUAUGCGAAAAGGAAUUUAAUGAACGUCCUCAGCUUCAACCCAAUCAAAACCUCUCUAAGAUGGCAAAUUGCCUCAAAAAGUCCAAAGCAAAGGAGCUCUGCACCAUCAACAAAAGUGAGACCGACAUCAGCCCUUAUACGAGGGACACUUCGGCGCACGACAGUAGCAACAGAAUUGGUGAAAGCAAUUUCCACAGCAAACUUAACAACAUCCUCAGCAGAUCCAGCAGCAAUAUCAGCAGCGGCUUCCCCAGAAGAAAUACUUGGAGUAACAACAGUAGCAACGUCAGCAUUCCAACACCCAGAAAACACGACACCAACACCAACAGAGAAAGCAAUUUUCACAGUAAUCUUAGCAGCACCCUCAGCAGAUCCAGCAGCGUCAUCGAGAGCAACACCUCUAGAAGCAACAAUGCGACAAGCAACAGUAGCAACAGCAACAUAAGCUUGGCUGCCACCAAUACCACGAGAAGUCUCAGCCUUGCCGUUGAUGAAAACAAUUUCAACAGCACUCCGUCGCAACAAAGGGUUGCCACAUUAGGAGACAUAUCCUGCGAUGAAUGCACGGGACUGAAACUGAAGGCAGUCAAGUCCUGCUUGGUGUGUCUUGCAUCUUACUGCGAAACACACCUGAAGCCUCACUUGAUGACUAAAGGCCUGAAGAAGCACCAGCUGCUCGAGCCUGUGGAGAACCUAGAGGCCAGGAUGUGCUCAUACCACAACAAACCGCUGGAGCUGUUCUGCAGGACAGACCAGACAUUCACCUGCAUGCUCUGCACCCUCCUAGAUCACAAGGAGCACGACUACCUUCCUCUGAGUGAAGAGGCUGGACAAAAGAGAUCUGUGCUAAGAGGGACAGAGGAAACGUUAAACCGGAUGAUUCAAGAGAGACGAGGAAAGAUGCAGGAUCUCAGGUACACGUCAAGGCUGAACCAAGAAGCUGCAGACGGUAAGGCGGCAGUCGGUCUUCAGGUCUUCACAGAUCUGAAACGAAUCCUUGAAAAUGGUUCAGAUGAACUUCUCAGGAAUAUAGAAAUAAGGCAAGUCACAGCAGAGAGGCUAACUGAAAGACUUAUCGCAGAGCUGGGGCAGGAAGUGAAAGUCCUGAUGCAGAGUAGCGCCGAUGUGCAAGAGCUCUCAUCGUCUGAUGAUCACGCUCAUGUUUUGAGAAGUUUUUCAUCCGUCAAUAACAUCCCAGCCAUGAAGGACUGGUCAGACAUCAGUGUCCAAAUCCCUCUAUAUGAAGAGAUGGUAAGGAAAGCAGUGGUGGAAGCUGUGGAUCAGUUGCAGGCUACCUUCAAGAAAGAAGAGGGUAAGCUGAAGGAGGCAGAGCUAAAGAGGGUGCAGAAGUUCAAAGUAAAUUUAACUCUGGAUACACAAACAGCAGAUCCAUGGCUCAUCGUAUCUGACGACGGCAAACAAGUCCGUCUGGGUGAUUUUAAGAAAUUUGUUCCGGAUUUGCCAAAGAGGUUUAAUCCAGGAGGGGGAGUCGUGGCACAACAGAAUUUCGGUUUCGGGAGGUUCUACUUCGAGGUUCAGGUGAUGGACAUGAUGAAAUACGAUUUCGGAGUGGUCUACGAGUCGAUCAAUAGGAAGAAAAAAAUCACAAACAGUAAGGAGAGCGGCCACUGGAUACUGAGUCUAAGGAAGGAGAAUGAGUACAAAGCACGGGCCAGCCAUGAAAUCCCUCUCAGUCUUACCCACCGUCCUCAGAGAAUCGGGCUGUUUGUCGACUAUGACGAGGGUUUAGUCUCAUUUUACGACGUCGGCAUCGCAGAACACAUCUUUUCUUUCAACGACUGCAGCUUCACUGAGAGACUUUAUCCAUUCUUUAAUCCAGGUCAUGGUUCAAGGAACUCCGCCUCACUUAAAAUAGGACAGUAGCUGUGAUUGAAUCAUGGAGUUAUUUUGCUAUGUUCUACAUUUGUACUUGUCUCGACUUUCCAGAUUCUGUCCAAAUACGGAAUGUGAUUUUAGUCUGAUUUGAAUAUAUUUGGUGUUAUGGAUUUUUAGAUUGCACACUUAAAAAAAUAUCAGACCGAAACUAAAAUAUCCUUAAUGAACAGUGUAACUAGUCAGUCUGUGCUGAUUCCUAUUAAAGUGAAUUGUUACUUCAUUGUUGUGUGAUGUGUUCUGGCAACAGGUUCUUACAUUUGGAGUUUUGAAUUAAAAGUAAACACAUUUCUGAGAUCCAA
This is a messenger RNA of Xiphophorus hellerii (green swordtail), 3413 nucleotides long. RefSeq names its product E3 ubiquitin-protein ligase TRIM21-like. The transcript is spliced from 2 exons. Bases 1066 to 3102 code for a protein of 678 amino acids. Gene Ontology annotation, molecular function: zinc ion binding; ubiquitin-protein transferase activity; protein binding. NCBI's taxonomy places the organism in Eukaryota, Metazoa, Chordata, Actinopteri, Cyprinodontiformes, Poeciliidae. The record is from RefSeq and is a predicted model, not a curated record. Gene Ontology annotation, biological process: protein ubiquitination.